Molecule: messenger RNA, 886 nt
Organism: Charadrius vociferus (killdeer)
Lineage: Eukaryota; Metazoa; Chordata; Aves; Charadriiformes; Charadriidae
Gene: PCNA
Product: proliferating cell nuclear antigen
Exons: 6
Coding region: 1-627 (208 amino acids)
Biological process (GO): translesion synthesis; mismatch repair; regulation of DNA replication
Cellular component (GO): PCNA complex
Molecular function (GO): DNA polymerase processivity factor activity; DNA binding
Source: RefSeq, a predicted model, not a curated record
AUGGCGCCGGGGGAUGGCGGUCGCUCGCUCCCCGCUCUGCGCCCCGUAAUAGGCGAUGGCAUGUCCAAAAUACUGAAAUGCGCUGGAAACGAGGACAUCAUAACUCUGCGAGCAGAAGACAAUGCGGACACGCUGGCUCUAGUGUUUGAAGCACCAAAUCAGGAAAAAGUUUCCGAUUAUGAGAUGAAGCUCAUGGAUCUCGAUGUGGAGCAGCUUGGAAUUCCAGAACAAGAGUAUAGCUGUGUAGUGAAGAUGCCCUCUGCUGAAUUCGCACGCAUCUGUAGAGAUCUCAGCCACAUCGGUGAUGCAGUUGUCAUCUCCUGUGCGAAAGAUGGUGUGAAAUUUUCAGCAAACGGAGAACUGGGAAAUGGGAACAUCAAACUGUCACAGACCAGUAACGUGGAUAAAGAGGAGGAAGCUGUGACAAUAGAGAUGAAUGAGCCAGUCCAACUGACCUUUGCUCUGAGGUACCUCAACUUCUUCACCAAAGCCACUCCCCUGUCACCCACAGUAACGCUCAGCAUGUCUGCGGAUGUCCCUCUGGUUGUGGAGUACAAGAUUGCUGAUAUGGGACACUUAAAAUACUACCUGGCUCCAAAGAUUGAAGACCAACAAGAUGGCUCUUAAUUGGAGUGGGACUGAGGGGGAGAUCCGGUCGGCUCUUGGGAGAGGACGGCUGCUUUGCAGAAGGCAAUGAUGGUGUCAGCAAUUUCAGUGCAUUGGAGCAUCGUCUCAGCACUGUUAGGAGUUGUGUAGAUAUCUUUGUAAAUAUUUUUCAACUUACUAUUUUACUACACUGAUAUCAUUGGAAAUAGGAAAUUUUGCUUUUUUAUAGUCUAUUCCUGUACUUCCAGUAAUCUUUUAGAUGCUGUCUUAGGGUGAAAUA